Molecule: messenger RNA, 2758 nt
Organism: Sphaerodactylus townsendi
Lineage: Eukaryota; Metazoa; Chordata; Lepidosauria; Squamata; Sphaerodactylidae
Gene: DNAAF1
Product: dynein axonemal assembly factor 1
Exons: 14
Coding region: 215-2254 (679 amino acids)
Biological process (GO): cilium assembly
Cellular component (GO): axoneme
Molecular function (GO): protein binding; dynein complex binding
Source: RefSeq, a predicted model, not a curated record
UUGGCCGUUGCGUCCUCAUGGCAACGCGGGGACGCCGUUGGAAGGAACCGUUGAAGCGGGCUGGUUUUGAUGGGUGGGGAGUGAUGGAGCCCUGAGGGAGACACAGCAAGAGGGGAAAAGGCAGCAGACGUCGCUCCCUUGAGUGGAACAGAAACAGAGAGAAAGGAAUGUGCUACAACUUUCUUACACUUUGUCUAAAUAAGAACACUUGAAAAUGCAUCCACUCCCUGAAGAACCUGAACCAGAAGACACUAUUGCAGAAGAGAGAAAUGAGCUAGAGAUUGAGAACUGUGGACCUGCAAACAUCGUGCCCAAAAGUGAGGACAGCUUAAUAAAAGAAGAACCGCAACAGCCAGAGGGAGAAGAGGAAACCCGGAAGGUUGUGGAUGAUACAAACCAGGAGCAAUAUAAGUGGGAAAGUAUUAGGAAAGACUAUGGCACUGGAGAACCAGCACAAGAGAAAGGAAACAACUCAAUCGCCAACACACAACAGAAUAAAGAGAAAGUACAUGGUGAUUAUAAGGUAGUGACUGACUCGACCAGUAAAAAAUCAGAAUUAAAACAAUGUGGAAUGAGAAUGACCAAAAAGCUAUUGAGGGAUCUCUGCAAACAGCAUAAAUUAUACAUGACACCAUGCUUGAACGACACCCUCUAUCUUCAUUACAAAGGAUUUGACCGUCUGGAAAAUCUGGAAGAAUAUACUGGAUUGAAGUGCCUAUGGCUGGAAUGUAAUGGCCUGACAAAGAUUGAGAACUUGGAUGCACAGAAAGAUUUACGUUGCCUUUAUUUGCAGCUCAAUUUGAUUAAUAAAAUGGAGAACUUUGAACCACUGGAAAAGCUGGAUUCUCUUAAUCUCAGCAACAAUUACAUCAAGACCAUUGAGAACCUCUCCUGUUUGAAAGUUCUGCACACACUGCAGAUUGCUCACAACAAGUUACAAACGGUAGAAGACAUAGAGCACUUGCAGGAAUGCCCAAGUAUCAGUAUCCUCGACCUUUCUUACAACAGGCUAGAUGAUCCAGGUAUUUUAAAUGUCUUGGAGACCAUGCCUGACCUGCGUGUGUUAAACUUGAUGGGAAAUGAAGUGAUUAAGAAAAUAGCUAAUUACAGAAGAACACUUACCAUCCGAUUGAAGCAUUUGACAUAUUUGGAUGACAGGCCAGUUUUUCCAAGGGACAGAGCCUGUGCAGAAGCCUGGGGGAAGGGUGGCCGUGAAGCUGAGAAAAAAGAAUUGGAACUGUGGGAAGCCAGAGACCGAAAGAAGAUCCAAGACAGCAUUGAUGCUCUCAGUGCAAUCCGUCGAAGAGCUGAAGAGAAGAAAAGGCAAUGGGAAAUGGAAGAAAGAGGAGAGAUUCCGUCUUCAAGAAAUAGCACUGGGACAGAAACUAUUGUAGAGGCAUCAGCUACUUCCGAAGAUUUAGAAACGAAGAAGAAGAUUGAGAAAUUUGUAGAUGAAAGCAUGAAGGCCCACGGGGAAGUUCAGGUUACACUUGCAAACUUAAAAGACCAGGUGGAUAACCUAGAGAAUAUUAAACCAUACAAUACGAAGCAAGUGGUACAAGAACCAAGUUUGGAUUCCUGCUCAAACACUGGACCUGUUGAAGAAGAGGCGCCAGUAGAUAAGAUGGCUGUACCAGGACCACUGCUUACUGACCUGGAUGAAUCUUCAGAGAUUGGACAAAUUGAGCUGGAUGUAUCAGAGAAUCUUUUUCUUGAUGAACUGCCUGAUUUGGAAGAUGUGGAUAUCAGCGAAGAUUCACAGUGCAAUGAGAUAUUCACCAGGCAGCAAAGCUGUCCUGCAAAGAUUGAAAUAAUUUCUGAAGCAAGUGAUAGUAGCGACUGCCCAACAGUAAAGGACAAGACAACUACUUCUGGCAACACAGCUACAGAGGAGAUUCCAGUUGCCAUCUUUUCAAGCAGAAACAGGGUACCAGAAGACAGUACAAAACAAGAUGUGAAGCCCUUGAUAGAAGACUUACUAGCACAGAAAGAGGAAAGCUUGGAAACUGAAGGGCAACUGGCAAAAUCUUUGAAGCCCUUGAUUGAAGAGAUUUUGCCUGAGCCUUUGGAUUCAUCACUGAAGCUGUCAGAACCUGAUGAAACAACUGAACUGAACCCAGAGGAAGUGGGAAGUGGAGAAAGCCAAGCUACAUCCUCAAACCCAGGGUUGGCCUCUGAAGCAGCUACUGAACCAUGCUUUCCAGAAAAGGUAGGAUCCUGCCAAGGAAGUAACACUGACUAUGGAUUGGACUGAGCAAUGAAAAACCCAGCCCAAGCUACUUGGAUUUAUUCUUUCGCCUUACAAGGGAUGCAGUACCUACAGCAAUACAUCAGGUGUCAUUACCUGAUGGUGUCACACUGCAAUGACAGCAUAGAUAACAGCACAGUGCAUACAGAGGGCAACUUUUUUCAGUCUUGGUUGUGGCCUAAGGCCCAAGAUCUAUUCUGUGGCAAGUGACUGUGAAGGCUUCUGACCCAUCGUUCUAAGUAUUUUAUUCAGUUCUUAACCAGUUUCUUAUUCCUUUGUAAAAAUGUAAGUGUCCAUAUUGGCAUGAUCCAGGAAAAGUGAAAUACAUUCAAGAUAGUAGAAAGUUGAGCAUGUGUUUAACUCUCCCCCACUGAAAUCCUUGGAACUUAAACACUGCUUCACUUUGCUGAAUUGUGCAUGUUUGUAGAAGUCAUUGCUGUUAGUUGUUUAUUUCAGUGAUAUGUUUGUCUUUAUUUGUGAUACAUUCUAAGUAAACAUUUUCAUCCUUAA